Molecule: messenger RNA, 2160 nt
Organism: Mycosarcoma maydis (corn smut)
Lineage: Eukaryota; Fungi; Basidiomycota; Ustilaginomycetes; Ustilaginales
Exons: 1
Coding region: 1-2160 (719 amino acids)
Biological process (GO): lipid droplet organization; lipid storage
Cellular component (GO): endoplasmic reticulum membrane
Source: RefSeq, a predicted model, not a curated record
AUGUCGUAUCCUCACCAGCGAUCUGCGCGAAGCUCGUCCGAUCUCAACACCCGGUAUCAGCGCAUCUCCUCUCAUCAACAACAACAACAACAACAACAACAACAACAACAACAGCAGCAGCAGCAGCAGCAAAGGCAGAGGCAACAGCCUCAAAGAACUUUUUCGUCCACUACACCCACAUGGACGUCGCAACCUGUACCCGAGCCACCGCUGCUUCCACCUCUUGUGGAUCUGGCCAACUGGAUCGCAUCGCUGCCACCCAUUCAGGAAUGGCCUUCGCUACUAGUAGAUCGUCUCUUGCUAGCACCCAUUUCGCAGCUGCUCCAGUGCACGCGCGAUGUCAUCCUCUCGCCUAGAACACAUCGCAUCGUGGUGCGGCUUGGUGUUCUAGCUACGAUUUUUUGGGUUGCUUUGGCCGCCGCUGUCAUCAGCUAUGUCGGCUUCUACCGGGCUUGGGUGCCCGACGUGGGUCUCCGUAAAGAAAUCUGGCUGCAGUAUGGUCACAAUCGACCUCCGUACGCGCAUCUAGAUUUUGACCAUAGUGCACAGGGGUACCAUUUGCGCGAACCCACACCAUCUUCCUCGUCUUACAAUCCGUCGACCGACAUCAGCAGCGACUUUUUUGCUCAGGAUCAAGCGUAUGAUGUCACGCUGGAACUAUCGGUGCCUCUAAACCAGGCCAAUCUUGACCUGGGCAACUUUAUGGUGGACCUUGACUUGAAGAGCAAAUCCAAUCACUCGCUGUUUCACGUCAGCAAGCCGACGUUGCUUACCUAUUCGACUGCACCCGUUCGCGCCGCUUCGUCCAUCUCUCAGAUGCUUUCGCGCAACCCGUCGUCUUCACAAACACCCACCAACUCGCAAUUGCUGCGUAUCUCUCUGCUGCGAAGGGCGGUGUUGCGGCCCUCUUCGUUUACACCUCCACUCUCGUCGACGCGGAUCGAUCCACGGUCCGACCGAAAGGUCACACACGGUCAGGUGAGCGUAGGUCGAGCCGACGCAGACAAAUUCUGGAUGUACGGCGGCAACCACAACACGCUAGCUGGCAUUCAUACGCUCCCUGGUAACGGCCGAGUCGUGCCACUUGCCGUGGGCUCGCACUCGAGCCGUGGAGAGCUGCAGACGUACGCAGCGAGCAUACGGUUCGAUGCGCAUCUCACCGGCUUGCGCUUCUUUAUGUACCACUUUCCUCUGCUGUCGUUUUUCACGUUUACGACGUUGUUCCUGGCGUUUGAGAUGGCAACUGCCCUGACGCUGUGGGCGGUAGCAGCUAUUUACACGAGCUCGAUGACGAUCGCGCCAAUCUCGUUGGAUGCGGAUGAGCAUUUCCAACAGCAGCAGCAGCAGCAGCAGCAACAGCAAGAAAAGCCGUGGCGUUCUGCACAGACGAGUGGCGACGAGUACGGUGUCAAGAGCGAAACCGAGACAACGCUGAGCACAGAGGAGCAGGGUCGAUUCGAGAGGAGAUUGGAUGAUGAAGACGAGACGGAAACCGAAACCGAAACCGAGACGAGGCGGAGAUUCAAGCACGAAGCGCCGAUCAAAGUGGAAGAAUACGACGACCAAGAUCAAGAAGCUUUACGCGCUAAUCAAGACGAGCAAAUGCGGUUGAGGUCGCUGGAGAGUCUACAGGCGAAAGACGCGGCUGAUCUGGCGGAAGCGAUCAGGCAAUCGAGGAUGCGCGAUUUGCUAGAAGCCAGGAGGAUGUCUGGAGCAGGACCGAGUAGUGAGCCAAGUCGGCUCAUGCAGGGCGAAGCGUUGAUGGACAUAAUCGAACCUAGCUCGCUGAUUUCGGGCGAGGAGUUGUCAGAGAUACAGCUGUCGAGGAGGGUGUUGGAUCGGCUGGAUGAGGAGACUGAGGAAGAUACGGAUGUUGCUUCGUCCAGGCCUUCGUCCAGGAUGGCUGCGAGAGGAGUGGGAGUCGCUGCGGGCGGAGGGGGCGAGACGGAUGCGUGGGAAGAUUUAGACGACGAAUCGGCGUCGGCGGGGUCCGGGAUCGAGGUUCAAGGUGGGAUGGGCAAAGCGGGCAGUAGUGAGGACGAUGGCGAAGAUGAGACUACGAUCGGCGGCUCGACCACAUCUGGAGCGUGGACGAGGAGGUCGUUUGGUGCCACAACUACGACGACGACUGCACGAUCUUCUUCUACACGCACGGACUGA